UCCCCAAAGUUCUGGUACUAUGCCAUUGGUCCAGUCAUCAUCUUUGUAAUUGACCGUAUCAUGGGAAUGCGUCAGGAGUACAAGAAACUGAAGAUACUGAAUGCGGAACUAUUGCCAUCAGAUAUCAUCUAUCUCCAAUUCAAACGGCCUUCAUCGUUCUCUUUCCGCUCCGGUCAAUGGGUACGAAUCUCCUCACCGGCCUUCUCAUGCGCUUUCAAUGAGUGCCACGCAUUUUCCUUAGCCUCAGCACCUCAGGCGCCUACACUUGAGCUUUAUAUAAAGGCUGUCGGUCCAUGGACGUGGAAAAUGAGAUCAGAGAUUAUUCGCGCGCAAGCAAAUGGAUCACCUUAUCCUUUGGUGCAUAUGAAUGGUCCUUAUGGUGAUGGAAAUCAAGACAUGCUGUUGUCCAGUGUAAUAGCUAGUUUGACCUUACGAACUGUCAGUUUACAGCGAAGCAAAAUAAUUAACCAAACUCUCAUCAAAAGUAGUUGA
This is a messenger RNA of Strongylus vulgaris, 492 nucleotides long. Lineage: Eukaryota; Metazoa; Nematoda; Chromadorea; Rhabditida; Strongylidae. The record is from the annotation of a GenBank genome assembly.